AAAAACACUAUUGGUAUUUUUUUAUUGGUGAAGACGGACGCACGUUUGUUUUAAUAUUUUGAUUGGAUCGACAAAUUAUGGCUGGACUUGUCCACUUGGCGAGAAUUUGCAGCAAACAUCAACAAUACUUUAACAGUCAUAGAAGUUUUAGUACUUUGGGACGUUAUCCAUACUGCAAAUUCAAUGCUCCCGGUCAGCAUCAUCGUGUGGCAGCAAAUUUGCUGCUUAGCUCCCGCACGACUGUCACCAAGGUGGACGAUGGCACUUCAACAAAUGACCCACACAAAAAGAAGAUAACACCAUUUACUCCCACACCUGGUAGUAAAUUGCUUGGUGGUGUUUUUGUUAAGAAGACGCCUAAAGGUCCAGCCCAACAUGUACAAACAUUGCAACAACAACUCCAACUACAACCGUUACGACAAUGUCACGUUCAUCUAGGAGGUGGUGGUGAUGGGGGUAGUAAUCUAGGAAAAUUAGAUGCACCGGAAGUAACAUCCAAAGAUAUGAUAAGGGCAAUGAUGGCCUAUAUAUGGCCCAAAGAUGAUGCCUUAGUAAGGAAAAGAGUUGCCAUAUCAUUGGGUUUGUUAGCUGGUUCCAAAGUCUUAACUGUAUGUGUGCCAUUUUUGUUUAAGGGAGCCGUUGACACAAUGGGUAGCCUAACAAUGGAUACACCUGCCGAUACAAUUUUAACCACUGCCACAGCCAUGUUAAUUGGAUAUGGUAUUGCCCGCGCCAGUGCAGCCGGUUUUAAUGAACUGCGUAAUGCUGUAUUUGCCAAAGUGGCGCAUCACUCCAUUCGUAAAAUUGCAACGAAUGUAUUUUUACAUUUACACAACUUAGAUUUGGCAUUCCAUCUAAAUAAGCAGACUGGUGCAUUAUCAAAGACGAUUGAUCGUGGCUCCAGAGGCAUUAAUUUUGUUUUAACUGCCAUGGUAUUUAAUAUUGUCCCCACCAUUUUUGAAUUGGCUUUAGUAUCCAGUAUAUUGGGUUUAAAGUGUGGUUUAGCAUUUGCCGGUGUAUCAAUGGGUUGUGUUGGUGUCUAUGCUGCAUACACCUUAUCGGUAACACAAUGGCGUACAAAGUUCCGUGUUUACAUGAAUCAAGCCGAAAAUGAGGCUGGCAAUAAGGCUGUAGAUUCCCUAAUUAAUUAUGAGACAGUUAAAUAUUUUAAUAAUGAAAAAUUCGAAGCAGCACGUUACGAUCAAGUCUUGAAAAAAUACGAAUCGGCCAGUUUGAAAACUAGUUCUAGCUUGGCGGUUUUAAAUUUUGGCCAGAAUGCAAUUUUCAGUACUGCCCUAAGCGUUAUAAUGGUUUUGGCUGCCAAUGAAAUUGCCAAGGGCAAUAUGACUGUCGGUGAUUUGGUGAUGGUCAAUGGUUUACUCUUUCAAUUGAGUAUACCAUUGGGUUUUCUGGGCAGUGUUUAUCGUGAGGUGCGUCAAGCUUUGUUGGAUAUGCAAGCUAUGUUUACCUUGAUGAAUGUCGAUAGUCGUGUCCACGCACCCGUUAAUGCCCCACCUUUGCUGUUGGGUCCAGAUAAUGCCUCAAUUGAAUUUAAAAAUGUUAGCUUUGAAUAUGAACCGGGUAAACCAAUUUUUAAAGAUUUAUCUUUUGAAAUACCGGCUGGAAAGAAUAUCGCAUUUGUUGGUGGAUCCGGUUCGGGUAAAUCAUCAAUGGUUCGAUUGUUAUUCCGAUUUUUCGAACCGAAUGCGGGUAAAAUCUUAAUUGGUGGCCAGGAUAUAAGUCAAGUGGAUAUUGAAAGUUUGAGAAAAGCAAUAGCUGUAGUACCUCAGGAUUCUGUAUUAUUCCAUGAUACAAUUAAACACAAUAUUCAUUAUGGUAACUUGAGUAAAAGUCAAGAAGAUGUUGAAAAUGCCGCACGUAUGGCCGAUCUACACGAUAAUAUAAUGCGUUGGCCCAAGCAAUAUCAGACGCAAGUAGGCGAACGUGGUUUGAAACUUUCCGGUGGUGAAAAACAGCGUGUGGCCAUUGCCAGAGCCAUAUUGAAAAAUUCCCCCAUUCUUAUAUUUGAUGAGGCUACCAGUAGUUUAGAUUCAAUUACAGAACAUAACAUUUUACAAGCCUUGGCGAGAGCUACAAAAGGUCGCACCAGUAUAUGUAUAGCUCAUCGUUUAUCCACUGUCAUGGAUGCUGAUGAGAUUUUAGUUUUGGAAAAUGGCCGAGUUGGUGAACGUGGCACUCAUGCAGAGUUGCUUAAGAAAAAUGGUCUCUAUGCUCGACUCUGGGAAACACAAACACAACAAUUUUGAUU
Musca vetustissima is the source of this 2269-nucleotide messenger RNA. RefSeq names its product iron-sulfur clusters transporter ABCB7, mitochondrial (gene ABCB7). The transcript has 9 exons. Gene Ontology annotation, biological process: intracellular iron ion homeostasis; transmembrane transport. Gene Ontology annotation, molecular function: ATP hydrolysis activity; ABC-type transporter activity; ATP binding. Bases 78 to 2267 code for a protein of 729 amino acids. Lineage: Eukaryota; Metazoa; Arthropoda; Insecta; Diptera; Muscidae. Gene Ontology annotation, cellular component: mitochondrial inner membrane. The record is from RefSeq and is a predicted model, not a curated record.